This is a messenger RNA of Tarenaya hassleriana, 2145 nucleotides long. RefSeq names its product RNA polymerase II subunit 5-mediating protein homolog. Gene Ontology annotation, molecular function: chromatin binding; phosphatase inhibitor activity; transcription corepressor activity. Gene Ontology annotation, biological process: negative regulation of transcription by RNA polymerase II; negative regulation of phosphatase activity. Bases 662 to 1948 code for a protein of 428 amino acids. The record is from RefSeq and is a predicted model, not a curated record. The transcript is spliced from 10 exons. Lineage: Eukaryota; Viridiplantae; Streptophyta; Magnoliopsida; Brassicales; Cleomaceae.
UCAGAUUCUCCUCUUCGUCUUCUUCUUCCUACUGUCUCUAUCUUCGUUUCGUGAGAUGGAAUCUGCGGCUUCGGUGGAGGAUCCGAGCGGCGGCGCCGUUAUCGACGAGAAGUAUGAAUUCUCGACGCCGAGGUGGUUCGAUUUCGCGAACGGGGAAACGGACUGGUGCUUGUUUUGGGUUAGGUUAUUUUUCCCCUUUAUUUGAUCCAAUCAAGUUAUAAUUCUUUGAAUAAAAAUUUAAAUUUAAUUAUAAUUGUUAUUUUCUCUUUAAUUAACCGCGUCCGAAAGGGUAACAUAAGGGAUUCCCAAUGUAUAAAAAAAAAAAACAGUGAUCGAUCGUCCAUGUGACUUAAAAAAUAAUAGCAGUAUCCUUAAUUCGUGAAAAAAAGGGUGUUUGAACCCUGAAUUGGUUUCGUGCAUAUUAAAAUCAUAACGAACAGUUUCGGAUAUAAGCAAUUUAGGCUAUUCUUUAUUCGUAUAUUACAUUACAUGGGGAUCACAUCAUGUGAUCAAACCCGACCCGUAAUCCAACUGAAUUAUGCUCCAUGGGUCGGCCCGUUUUCGGCCCAAUGGUUCUUUAAUGUUCACCGGUCGUUAUAUAAAUUCGCGUCCCUCUCCGGAUUUAUACUGUUUCCGCUUUUGCUAAAACCCUCGCCCGGAAAUGGAAGCGCCGGCGAAGGGGACGGUGACGCCGUUGGCGUCUAUGUUUCCGGAGGAUGAGGCGAGGAAGGCCGCGAAGCGAGUGGAGGAGAAAAUCGGAGAGAAGCAGAACGAGAUGAAUCGUCUCGAUCAAUUUGGUGUCGAUAACGCUAAUCUCAUCAACCUCGUCAAGAAGCUUCCUGACCAGCUCAAUCACGAUGUAAUGGUUCCGUUCGGGAAGCUGGCGUUUUUUCCAGGUCGAUUGAUUCACACCAAUGAGUUCAUGGUGCUGUUGGGCGAGAAUUACUACGCUGAGAGAACAUCAAAACAAACCGUCGAUGUUUUGAAGAGAAGAGACAAGACUCUGAAGUCUCAACUUAACUCGCUUAAAGCUGAGAUCGAGGAUCUUCAAACAGAGGCUUCAUUCUUCGCAAGAACUGCUUCAGAAGCGGCGGAAGGUCUUGUCGAGAUUAGAGAAGAGUAUGUGGAGGAAAGCUCUUCUGGAACUGUGACCGAAUCAGAAAAAGAAGAACCCCAUGGGUUUCCCGAAAGAGAAAAUGUUAAAGACGAAGUUAAAGACGAUGAAUAUGAGCGAAUUCUUGCCAGGUUAGACCAACUUGAAAUGGAAGAACUGAAGGGAGAAAACGAGGAUGAUAGAGAUGAAGAACAUGAUUCCGACACAGAAAGUGCGGAGUACUAUGAGAAUAAUGUUGAGGUAGGAUUUGUAGCUGAAACAAAUAGCAGCAGGGUUGAAUAUGGGGAAUCCGGUUCACAAUUUGUCGGGCAGAGUGAUCGUGAUGUUGGGGAACGAGAGAGAUCUGUACCGGAUAAGAAGAGUUCAGGUCAUAACUUCCUCAAUCGGGAGCCGAGAUAUUCAGAGUCAUUGAGAUCAUUUGGUAUUGGACCAAGAGGCGAAGACGCUGCUAUUGGAAUGUUAGCGGAGAAACAUCAAGGUCACAAUGAUUUGGAUGAGCGGAUGAAUAGUACAGGACUAACAACACAAUAUUUCUGCAAAGAAGAUAAAUCAAGUGGUGGAAUUCAUCCGCAAAAUGUAUUUGGAACAUCGACAAACGAAGUGAUGGAACCUACAGUUUCAAGAGGAAAGGAUGGAACCAGUGUUGUAGGUCCACAGAGGAACGAGUCACUUGUUCAGAAACCGAAGCCUGAAUUCGAUAGUCACAAGGCUUUCACGGGAUCGAUCAUAGAGCAUGCCCGUGAUCUGGAAACAGAGAGACAGAGCCAAGUUCAGUCGUCGAGGGGUUCCCAGCCAUCAAAGCCUGUUUCAAGAUUCAAGGCGCAGAGAAGGUAAUAAUGCCCUGAUCGUUGCCCAUUUGCGUAUGUUGUUGUGCCGUAUGGAUUUUUGGCAUUUUACGUGGAAUGUUGUUGUUACUCGUUGAUGCUACAAGCACAUGCAUGUACUUUACUUAUUUUGUGAUGGAUCGUCUUUCCGGGGGACAUUACUUCAGGUCUAUCCAAAUGACAUUGAAGACACACUAAGUUAAAUCA